Messenger RNA from Oreochromis aureus, 2470 nucleotides. Its product is annotated as methylglutaconyl-CoA hydratase, mitochondrial-like. NCBI's taxonomy places the organism in Eukaryota, Metazoa, Chordata, Actinopteri, Cichliformes, Cichlidae. Gene Ontology annotation, cellular component: mitochondrion. Gene Ontology annotation, molecular function: enoyl-CoA hydratase activity. The transcript has 2 exons. The coding region runs from base 15 to 1085 and encodes 356 amino acids. The record is from RefSeq and is a predicted model, not a curated record. Gene Ontology annotation, biological process: fatty acid beta-oxidation.
AGGGAAACAUCCUGAUGACGAAACAAGUGGAGUUGAAAGUCAGAGUCUGUCAGGUGGAGGUGGAGGAGGGGGCGGAGUCUGUCCAGCUGCCCUUCAAAACCACACAAAACCUGCCUGAAGAUGCUGAAGUGGAGUGGAGACUCGUGCAGUCAGCGCAUCAACAAAGUGCGUGUAGGCUAGCCGCUGCCUUCUGCUCCAGACGGUAUGUUCUGUCCAACAGAGUCGUGCUUUGUCCUCGCCUGAACGGCCACAGUGCUGUUAUGCCAUACUACAGCUCCAACUCAAAGGAUGAGCUGCACGUUAGAUACCUGGACGGAGAAGACAGCGGUAUUGUCGUCGUUGGAAUAAAUCGACCAAAAGCCAAAAAUGCCAUAAACAAAAAUCUUGUGAAAAUGAUGUUUGAAGCUGUGGAGGACAUCAAGAAGAAUAAAAAAGUGCGCAGUGUAAUUUUAUGUAGUUUAGUUCCUGGUAUAUUUUGUGCAGGUGCAGAUCUGAAGGAGAGGGCCAAGAUGCACCAGAGCGAAGUGGGACCAUUUGUAUCCAAAGCAAGAGCCCUCAUUACAGAGCUAGGAAACCUGCCAGUACCAACAAUUGCUGCAAUUGAUGGUGCUGCCUUAGGAGGAGGUUUGGAAAUGGCCCUUGCUUGUGACAUCAGAAUUUCCUCCAAUACUGCCAAAAUGGGACUAGUUGAGACUAAACUUGCAAUUAUUCCUGGAGCAGGUGGUACACAACGUCUCCCUAGGGUGAUUGGCGUCUCUCUAGCCAAGGAGCUCAUCUUUGCUGCACGAGUGGUUGAUGGAACACAGGCGCAACAAAUGGGUCUUGUCAGUCAUUCUGUGGAGCAGAAUAACAGUGGAGAUGCUGCCUACUUGAGGGCUCUGGAGCUUGCACGGGAGAUUAACCCCCAGGGCCCAAUUGCAAUAAGGAUGGCAAAGUUGGCAAUUAACCAGGGGAUAGAGGUGGAUUUAUCUACAGGUCUGGCAAUAGAAGAGGCUUGUUAUUCCCAGGUGAUACCAACCAAAGACCGUUUGGAAGGCUUGUCUGCUUUCAAGGAGAAGAGGCAGCCUCAGUACAAAGGGGAAUGAAGUCAUCGUUCCAGAAUCGAUCAGUUCUGCCUUCAGCUCUGCUACUGUUCCUCUGCUUCCAACAUAAAUUAUGGGUCAGACUAAACUCGUCAACACAUUAGCCCUUACAUCAUAGUUGACAGCUGGACCUUAGGGGUCAUUGUGGGCUGGUGUUUCAGGCUAAAGCACUUUCUGACUUUGAUAAUUCUAUUCACUUUUAUUUAUAGAGUGACAAUUUAUGACAGCAGUCACCACAAGGUGCUUUAAAUUGUAAAGUAAAGAAUUUACAACUAAUCACAUUAAGAUUUGGAGAAACAAAGCAAACUAACCCAGCUAAGUUAAAUGUGUCCUGCUGUGUUCAUGUCUGCAUAAAACAGUUUUUGAUUCCCUUUACCAAAGUGAAGUGAAUGGAGAUGGUUUGAUUUCUUACUUUUGGGGCCUCAAUGUGCUAGUAACAAAAAAAUCCUUCAGAUUAACUGGUUAAAAAUCAUUAAUUGUUAUUUUCCUAAAAGUCAGUUUUUGGUGCCAAAUUAAUCUGAAUAAAAACUUAUCUCAACUCUAUAAUUUACCAAAAAAAGAUCUGAGCGACUUGAUUACUGGUCAGAGCUUGACACUUUUCCCCAUAGCAAAUAGCAAACAUAAGCUAAACUAUUUUCUUUACAUGUCAUCUUUACUUGCUGCCCAAGUUUGUUACUUACAACAUCAUAUUAAAGUGUUUUUUUGUUUUGUUUUGUUUUUUUAAAUAUAAACAUUCUUGAAAAAUAUGAGGGGUGCUUAAAGCUUACAUCGCCUGAAACGAUCUGAAAUCGGCUCGUCUUCCUUUACAGCAACUUUGUUCCGAUUGGCCCUUGAAUCCCUUGAACAGCACAACAGUGUGUUGUACUUCUUUGUUGACAGCCAGAGCCACACCUGAGAUAACGAUAUUAAGGAUAUCAGUUCUGACAUCAUACAAGGUUAAGAGGGGAUGUGAGGAAUGACGGCCCAAAGUGCAGGACUUUAUGAUGAAGGCAGUGCGUUUAUUUACAGUGGUGUAAUGAUCCAAACAAGAAUAAAUCCCCAGUAUGAUCCCAACUCCAGUUCCGUGUCUUCUUCUCAGUGCCCGUGCUCCGUGUCGCCGCUCCCGUGAAACUUGUGCUCGCUGCUCUCCCGUUCCCGCACUCCUGCUGGAAAUCCACAAAGGCAGCCGUUAACCCACAACUCAAAAAACAUCUCCGCCAACACAACAAAAAACCCCAGUUCAAUAGUCCAACCGCUGCCCUAGUGGCAGCAACACAGUUCUGGCGGCCGACCCCGGUGGAUGGCAAAACAGGCGAGACCCGUGCUGGGUUAGGCAGUGGCGGCCAAACAGUUCAGGUGGCCUACCUCUAACCCCUUGGUGGAAGCGCUGCAGCACCUCCUGCUGUCAG